AUGGGCUGGCGGCUGCUGUCCGCCGUGCUGCUGGCCCUGGCGCUGGCCGGCCCCACGGCGCGGGCGCAGAACGAUACCGAGCCCAUCGUCCUGGAGGGCAAGUGCCUGGUGGUCUGCGACUCCAACCCGGCCACCGAUGCCAAGGGCUCGUCCUCCUCCCCGCUGGGCAUCUCCGUGCGGGCGGCCAACUCCAAGGUCGCUUUCUCGGCAGUGAGGAGCACCAACCACGAGCCCUCCGAGAUGAGCAACAAGACGCGCAUCAUCUACUUCGACCAGAUCCUAGUAAAUGUGGGCAAUUUUUUCACGUUGGAGUCUGUCUUUGUAGCACCAAGGAAAGGAAUUUACAGUUUCAGCUUUCAUGUGAUCAAAGUCUAUCAGAGUCAAACAAUUCAGGUUAAUUUGAUGCUGAAUGGAAAGCCAGUUAUUUCUGCUUUUGCUGGGGACAAGGAUGUCACACGUGAAGCUGCCACCAAUGGAGUCCUGCUCUAUCUAGACAAGGAGGAUAAGGUUUACCUGAAGUUGGAGAAAGGUAACCUGGUUGGCGGAUGGCAGUAUUCUACAUUUUCUGGCUUUCUGGUCUUUCCUCUGUAA
Indicator indicator is the source of this 591-nucleotide messenger RNA. It is a transcript of the gene CBLN4, whose product is annotated as cerebellin 4 precursor. The record is from RefSeq and is a predicted model, not a curated record. Gene Ontology annotation, molecular function: protein binding. Bases 1 to 591 code for a protein of 196 amino acids. Lineage: Eukaryota; Metazoa; Chordata; Aves; Piciformes; Indicatoridae. The transcript is spliced from 3 exons.